This is a messenger RNA of Galendromus occidentalis (western predatory mite), 1158 nucleotides long. Its product is annotated as galactosylceramide sulfotransferase. Gene Ontology annotation, biological process: glycolipid biosynthetic process. NCBI's taxonomy places the organism in Eukaryota, Metazoa, Arthropoda, Arachnida, Mesostigmata, Phytoseiidae. Gene Ontology annotation, cellular component: membrane. The transcript is spliced from 7 exons. Gene Ontology annotation, molecular function: galactosylceramide sulfotransferase activity. The record is from RefSeq and is a predicted model, not a curated record. Bases 1 to 1158 code for a protein of 385 amino acids.
AUGGUUUCUGGUUGCCCGAAGAGGACCAGAAGAUUCUUAAUCGUCGUCAUUCUCGGAGUUCCACUCUUGUUCCUAUGCCUUCAUUCAACGAGCUUCACGAGCUCGUCCGAUGACGAGACAAGCGUCGACACGGAAGACUUCGAGUUGGAGCUCGUUGAAGCCGAACCUAUUUGCUAUCCGUCGCACAAUGUCUUCUUUUUCAAAACCCACAAAACUGGCAGUUCUACUCUGUUCAAUAUUUUUAUGAGAUACGCCGACGAGAAAAAUCUCACGGUGGCCGUGAGCCGCGAGCCCAGCAAUUUGCUGCGCUAUCCGGCCAUCCUGGAUGCGAAUUUUCUGCCUGAUUACGCGCUAAUAAAUCGUCGCGUGGAAAUCUUCGCAAUUCACACUCGACUGGAUAUUCAGGCAGCUAAGAAAUUGAUGGCCCCCCGCACAAAGUUCAUAACGAUUCUCAGAGAUCCCGUCUACUCAUGGUCGAGUGGCUUCAAUUACUUCAACUUGCCCGCUGUGACUGGCAUGUCUCUCGAGGAUUUCCUCGACGAUGGAUACGCGAUCGAUAAAAUGAAGAGGCGGAAAUUUUCGCCUUGGUUCGGCUUCAACUUCCUCUUCUAUGAUUUGGGGUUCAACGAAACACUCACCGCAGCGCCAGCUGCCCAAGCUCAGAGGGCCAUCGACAUGUUGGAGAGAAACUUCGGUCAUGUUAUGAUUGCUGAGCUCAUGGACGAGUCCCUGAUUCUCAUGCAGCAUGCCCUCUGUUGGGAUCUCGAGGACAUUAUAGCCUUUCGCCAUAACGAAAGGAAUUCGUCGAUUUACCCUCGGGACCUUGAGCCGAAGCUCAUAUACAAGAUCGCCGAUCUCAACGACAUCGACGUUCGGAUAUACAACCAUUUCGCUGAAAAACUCCGGGGCAUGAUCGACGAAUUUGGGACUGAGAGAAUGGCGAAAGAGGUGGGCACGCUCCGAUUGCGGAGAGAUCGAUGGCUCCGCGAAUGUUUGGGCGGAUAUCGCCAUGGUUUCCAGAACACUUUGGUCUUCCUUCCGAAAGAUAACGCUUCGGCUAAAUGCCUGCGUCUGACUCGGACUGAACUCGAGUAUGUCAUGUAUUUUAGAGAAUUGUAUAUGAAUGAGUUGGAUCGUCUUCAGCAAAGCCGUGAAUAA